Messenger RNA from Scomber japonicus (chub mackerel), 3130 nucleotides. Its product is annotated as thioredoxin reductase 1, cytoplasmic-like. Gene Ontology annotation, molecular function: glutathione-disulfide reductase (NADPH) activity; flavin adenine dinucleotide binding; thioredoxin-disulfide reductase (NADPH) activity. Gene Ontology annotation, biological process: cellular response to oxidative stress; cell redox homeostasis; glutathione metabolic process. Lineage: Eukaryota; Metazoa; Chordata; Actinopteri; Scombriformes; Scombridae. Bases 68 to 1597 code for a protein of 509 amino acids. Gene Ontology annotation, cellular component: cytosol; mitochondrion. The transcript is spliced from 15 exons. The record is from RefSeq and is a predicted model, not a curated record.
UGGCAAAUUAUAACGAAAUCUAAUAUCAGAGGACGGCUCUCAGAGUUCAGGCUUUUGACGGUGAAACAUGGACUCUCAGACCGUGCCGUCAUUGGGGUCCUAUGACUACGACCUGCUGGUUAUUGGAGGGGGGUCAGGAGGGCUGGCUGUGGCAAAGGAAGCUGCAGCGCGGAGGAAAAAGGUGCUGAUCCUUGACCUCGAGGCUCCAUCUCCGAGAGGCACAGAGAGGGAGCUUGGAGGUUCCAGUCUCAAUUUGGACAGUGUCAGGACAUUUCUACAACAGGCAUCACUACUUGGCAAAGCUGUUAAAGACUCUCAGAAAUAUGGCUGGAGGCUCAAAGAGGAGGUGCAGCACAGCUGGAGUGAGCUGGUGGAAGCUGUGCAGGAGCAGGUGAAGUCUCACAGUUUAGAGCUGAAGAGAGAGCUGGAGAGCUGUGGAGUCUUGUACCUCAAUGCUGCUGGAGAGAUAGUGGCGCCCCACACAGUGCAGGUGACAGGUAUAAACGGGAUUAAAAGGCAGCUGACAGCAGAGACCUUAGUCAUCGCUACAGGAGACAGACCUCAGUACCUGGACGUACCUGGAGACAGACAGUACUGCCUAACCAGCGAGGAUCUACUGUUCCCGCCUCACCCUCCAGGUCGGACCCUGGUGGUAGGUGGCUCCGCGGAGGGGCUGGAGUGUGCCGGUUUCCUGUCUGGGCUCGGACUGCCGGUCACCGUCAUGCUGCAACCGCACCUCCUCCAGGGGUUUGAUCAGAAAAUGGCACAGAAGAUAGAAAAUCACAUGUUAGUUGCUGGAGUGGACUUUCUUCAUCACUGUUCCCUCACUAAGGUGGAGCAGGCUGGAGCUUGCAGUGAGGAUGUUCUUUCAGUGACGACACAGCAGCUGUCCAGAGGAAAGAGACUCAGAGUGACCUUUGUCUACAAGGAUGGCCAAACUAAACAGGAAGACUUUGACACAGUUCUACUCUGUGUUGGGAGGAAGGCCUGCACCGGUGACGUCGGCCUGCAGUGUGUUGGGGUGGAGUGCAGUCAGGAUGGUAGAAUCCUGGUGAAUGAGCGGGAUCAGACCAGUGUAGAUCAUAUUUAUGCCAUUGGAUCGGUGCAGCACGGUCGCCCCAACACCACAGGCCUCUCAGUGCAUGCUGGGACGCUGCUGGCCCGUCGGCUUUACGCAGGAGACAGCAUCUUGUGUGAUUACACCAACGUGCCCACUGUUGUGCUCACGCCAGUAGAAUAUGCUGCCUGCGGUCUGUCCGAGGAGAAAGCUAACUUAACAUUCGGAGAAGCGUCAAUAGAGGUGUAUCACAGCUACUACUGGCCGCUGGAGUGGACUCUUCCUGGCAGGAAUAAAAACUCCUGCUAUGUUAAAGUCAUCUGUCACAUCCCAGACCACGAACGUGUGGUUGGUCUCCAUGCCAUGGGCCCCAAUGCUGGAGAUAUCCUUCAAGGCUUCGUUGCCGCAAUGAAAUGUGGUCUCACAAAACGACAGCUGGACGCCACUGUGGGCCUCCACCCCGGAUCAGCCCAGGUGUUCACCUCUUUGACCCAAACUCAGCGUAUGUCCGAGGCCUUGAUGGUGAGGGGGAACUGCUGAGGUUAGCACCCUGCUGUCAAUCACUGUCGCCUAUAGCAACAGUAUAAGACGGCGGGGGAAGUCCUUUUGAUGACAGUCUGAGCAGUUAACAUCAGCAGGACGGCAAAUUGACCAUCUAAUGACGUCUUCACCUGAAGCCUGAUGGACAGGCGGGUGGGGACUGAUGCUCUGCUGCUGGCAUAGCUCCUGUUUCAUGUCUGUUUGUGUUUGUUUGCAAUUUUUAGGAACGUUUUACUUUCACAUGUACAGUACGAUUGAUGCAUUCUUAUAGCUCUCAACUUUAAAGACGAUAAGAUGGUCCCAAAGGUUCUGCCUUUGAAAAGCCUCUGUAAGCUUUAAUAUAGCUGAGUUUUUAAAGGCUGCAGGAGAGUGAUAAGACUCUAGGAUUUGACGCAUUUACACAGAGUAAGAGCUCAGGCUUAUACUCUGUGUUUUUACUGCUGCAGCACAAGCCUCGAGGGUUUUACAACCUUAAUUUCAUGUAAUGAACUAGACGAGGAUUAUGGAAUUACCCAAAUUAAUAGUGUUUAUCGGCGAAUGCUGUCGCUUUAAUUGAUGCAUAUGGCGCCUUCGUUGAGACAGUAGGCCAGAGUUCCUCAUGCGCUGCCUCGUUUGUUUUUCCUAUUUUAUAUUCUCUCUCUGAUUCAGCGCCGCCAAGCAUAGCAACUGUCUUAAAAACAACUGUUGAAUAUUCAUUGAGAUCAUUAAAUGAAGUGUCUCAUAAGAAUGAAUGCAGGGACCAGGGUGCAGAUACUUCCUCAAAGCGUGGCGCUAACCCUCAAAGUUUUCCCCACAGCCAUGGCUCUGCACUUUGCAUCUGAAUCUAAAAAAUGUACCCUUGCAAGGGUGUCAUUUUAAUUCUCUUCAUGUGUUGUCAUGAGUCCAGAGGUUCCCAUCCAUCCCUGCUAAAGCCUAUACUGUCAUGCAUUGUGCUGUCGUCUGCUGAACAUUGUAGCAGAACAAUUAGAUGCUAAUUUUUCAAAGGUUUUCUCCAAGACCUCUUUUUGAUUCUCUGCUUGACACACGCUUGUGUUGAGUAAGAUAGAUAUUCUAAUUAGAAAAAGUGCACAGGAGUCUCUCUUUUGGCACGUGUCUGAAAAUGCCAUUAGAGCAUAAUUUGAUCAAAGCAAAACAGCUUGUGUAACUUUAUCCAGGUCUCACAGCAAAGUUAAGACAUUGCAAAGAGGUCCAUCUAUCACUGCCUGCUUUAACCCAGACACUGCUUGACUCUGGUGCAGUGUGUGGUCUUACACCAGUAGGUGGCACUGUAGCUGUAUGUGGAACAGAUAAAUGAAGCGAUCCUCUGCAUUUUGUCAGACUGGAAAGAAAGAGAAAUAAAACUGAGACAGAUGUGUGGACUGAAAAAACGUAUUCCAAUAAAACUGAUCUUACUAUCACUAUAAUGUCUGUGAGUGCUAUUACUGUCUCUACUGCUACAACUAACACUAAAUACUAACACUAUCUCUAUUACUAUUAGGUGUACUACUACAAUGAAUAGUACCUCAAGAACUGGUAUUACUGCCAUUACUAUAA